This is a messenger RNA of Physcomitrium patens, 2369 nucleotides long. RefSeq lists its product as uncharacterized. NCBI's taxonomy places the organism in Eukaryota, Viridiplantae, Streptophyta, Bryopsida, Funariales, Funariaceae. Gene Ontology annotation, molecular function: S-adenosylmethionine-dependent methyltransferase activity. The record is from RefSeq and is a predicted model, not a curated record.
UGCUGUUGUUGUUGUCCUAUUCGAUUGUGCUGGUGAUGGUGCUACGGCAUUGCUUUGCUCUGCUAACUUAGGAGGGGCAGAGUGAGUGAGUGAAUGAGCGAGUGUGUUUCCAAUGUCACAGUGUAGUGCGGGGUUUGCGAGUGUCAUCUGCGGAGGAUUAGGACUCAUCUGAUGAUUCUCAUCUUCUCUCUUUCUCUCUCCCUCUUUCAUCUCCCUUCCUCUCUGUCCCUUACCCCUGCCUGCUACCUCUGCUUCCUCUGUCUUUGGGAUUCAUCACCUUCUAAUUCUCUUCUUUCUUUAAGGUUGCCUGCGCGUGCUGUGCAGCAAUCUCGUCCCCGUGUGCAUUGGCAUUGGUCGUGUUUGUUUGUUUGUUUGUUUGUUUAUUUUUACUUUGGUGAUAGCUGUGAUGGAGCCACCGAUGGGCCAGCCAAUGAGCAAGUUGGACGAGGAAUUGGAGAUUCAGGCGUUGCGUCGCGUUAUCAGUGCCUAUAUCAAAAUUUCGGCACAUGUGCAGUUAUCCAGCGGCAGCGGAAGAAGACAUAAGACGAUGGGAGCGGUCGUACAUGAAGUUGAGCCCGGAUCACAUGACAUUGCUACCUCACAUGCCUGAGAAGUACGAGAAUUUAAGGAGGUGUGUCAAGACCAAUACAUAUUUUAUUAUGAAUAUGCUUCAGGCAUUUGAUCCUCCAUUUGAGAUGGAUGCUGGACCAGGCCCUGAUUUUGAUGAGGCAUUAUCCGGUUUUCAAAAAUCUGAUAAAAUGAUGCAUUCACAUGAGGGCUUUGGAUGUCGCGGAAGAGAGGAUGAAAGCACAAUUGAAGUUCAGUCAUUUUCAAGCCCAUCCAGAGAUUCCGCCGUUACGUCUGCCAACUCCAACAAGCGGCAAGCUAUAGAGUUCAGUGCCAAGGAUCCCAAAACGGAUUUACUAACUCCUGAACUUAAUGCAUUUGGCACCCGAGGUCCAGUCCGUUCUUGUGAUGACUGGACUUGCACUCGAUCCGAAGCGCUAUCUAAGGAGCAUAAUGCAGCGGCAGGAGCGAAUGGCAACUUAUCAUAUGAUGAAACAGACUAUGAGAGUACAUUUAAAGAGAACUCUGAGAACGGUCACCCAAGUGGGUCUCCCAAACUUUUUCCACAGGGGCGUGUUCCUCUUGAUCUGAGUCACCCAUUCUUCCAGCUUCAUGUCCCUUCUGCCGACGUUGACAAGGUGCGCUGUAUUAUUCGAAAUAUUGUUCGUGACUGGGGUGAAGAGGGUUCACUUGAACGAGAGCAGUGCUAUCAGCCAAUAUUAGAGGAGCUCCACCGCUUAUUUCCUAAUCGAAAGGAUCUGAGACAUCGCCCUACCUGCUUGGUUCCUGGAGCAGGACUUGGUCGGUUGGCCUGUGAAAUUUCUCGUCUUGGUUUUAUCGCUCAAGGAAACGAGUUCUCAUAUUACAUGCUUAUAUGCUCCAGCUUUAUUCUAAACCAAACUGACCAGCCAUUAGAAUGGGCUCUACACCCAUGGAUGCACAGCAACUGCAACAGUUUGUCAGACAACGACCAAUUGCGGGCUGUAUACAUCCCAGAUCUUCAUCCGGGAAGUGCAGGGAUAACGGAGGGAUUCUCAAUGUGUGCUGGGGAUUUUGUUGAGGUCUACAGUCAUCCAAGUCAGGCAGGUGCAUGGGAUGCUGUUGCAACUUGUUUCUUCAUUGACACUGCUCACAAUAUUGUGGAGUACCUGGAAGUGAUAGCUCUUUGUCUCAAGCCUGGCGGGAUCUGGAUAAAUUUGGGCCCCUUGCUUUAUCAUUUCGCUGAGUCGUACUCUCCAGAAGAGGAAAUGUCUAUAGAGCUCAGCUUGGAAGAUGUGAAAAAGGUAGCUGCAAGGUUCGGCUUAGUUCUUAAGAGUGAGAGAUUCAUAGAAACAACAUACACCGCCAAUCGUCGGUCCAUGAUGCAGAACCGAUAUACGGCAGUAUUUUGGACAAUGGUGAAAGAGGAGCUUCCACCAAAUCAAAAGGUCUCACAAGCAAAUAUGCCUGAUGCUCAGCAAUAAUAGAUGGUUUUUACAAGUGUGAGUUUAGGAAUAAAUUUUCAUAGUUUCUUCCGUAGUUGAAGUAGUUACAAGCCUCUCAAUGUCUCAACUACAUGCAAUCAGGCCAUUCAAGACAAUGGGUGUUCUCCCACGUCGGAAUUUAGUGAGCUGGAACCCGAUCAUGUUAAGAUUUCGUCAGCAGAAUUAGAUCUUAGAAUUUACGGGUGCUAUUCCUUUUAGUAUCUACAAUCUCCUUAGUGGUAAAGCAUCCUUCUAGUUCCUUGCAGCUGGAGAUUUCAAAACAUCACCUUCCUAAUGUAACACUCUUGACAAUCUAGUGAAAGAACCUGUUUACGUACA